Messenger RNA from Brassica rapa (field mustard), 779 nucleotides. Its product is annotated as signal recognition particle 19 kDa protein. Gene Ontology annotation, cellular component: signal recognition particle, endoplasmic reticulum targeting. NCBI's taxonomy places the organism in Eukaryota, Viridiplantae, Streptophyta, Magnoliopsida, Brassicales, Brassicaceae. The record is from RefSeq and is a predicted model, not a curated record. Gene Ontology annotation, biological process: SRP-dependent cotranslational protein targeting to membrane, signal sequence recognition; SRP-dependent cotranslational protein targeting to membrane. Gene Ontology annotation, molecular function: 7S RNA binding.
UCGAGGUCAAAUAUAUACUAAAUACUCACUGGGAAAUCUCUCUCUCUCUCUCUCGUUCUUUCUUUCUCCGUCGUGUUUCGUUUCUCUCUCUUCUGCCUCAACGAUUAUCUGGAUCCGAAGCAAUCUCAAUCCACAAAAGCUUGAUUCUAGAUGGAGAAUAAUGGAAUGCUGAACGUGAAGAAGUGGGUAGUGAUGUACCCAGUCUACAUCAAUUCCAAGAAGACUGUAGCGGAGGGAAGGAGAAUCAGUUUGAGUAAAGCUUGUGAGAGCCCUAACUGCAUUGAGAUUAGCGACUGCUGCAAGCAUCUGAAACUCCCUAGCGCCGUCGAGAUUGACAAAGCGUACCCGCGUGAUUUCAUGCAAGUGGGGAGAGUGAGAGUGCAGUUGAAAAGAGAGGAUGGGACUUUUGUCAAUCCCGCCAUUGCUUCAAGGAAGCAACUGAUGCAGAAAAUUGCAGAAUUGGUACCGAGACAUCCAGAGAGAGUGAAGAAGCAGGAAUCUCAGAAAGCGAAGAAGCAAGAACCCCAGGCAACAACAUCAACCGCUGGAACUUCAUCGAAGUCAGGCAAAGGUGGCAAGAAGAAGCGAUAAAUAAACAAGCUCUCACUUAUUUUUAUCCUUCGCAUGAGAUUCUAUGGUUUUUAAUUUUACAGACUCACAAAAAUGUGUUUGCAGAUGUAAAAGAUUUUGAUGGUUUUUAUCACUGUGCUUUGGCUUUUUGGCAUCAUUAUAUCAAUAGACAAGUACGAAUUAAAGAAACAAAAGAAGAAAAAGACAAA